Molecule: messenger RNA, 909 nt
Organism: Symbiodinium necroappetens
Lineage: Eukaryota; Dinophyceae; Suessiales; Symbiodiniaceae
Source: the annotation of a GenBank genome assembly
AUGAAAGCCAUAAAUGGCAAAUCGCCCAUCACUCGCAACUUGACGCCCGUGUUCACCCGGCAUCGGGAUCGACGGGCUGCAAGGAAGCUUGGUGGCGGGCUGCAUGGCGACGUGGAUCGUCUGCUCGACGUGGAGGGGGGUCGAAAAGAGGUCUCGCUGGAGAUGGCCCCUCUGCCGCCCCAAUGGGUCGAGGCAGCCGAACAGGCGAGAGAGGACAUCAAGACAAUUAAAGACAAGAUGGUGCAGCUUGAGAAAGCGCAGUCAAAGCGCCUCAUUCGAGUAUUCUCAGACGACAAAACUCCCGACAGAGAGGUCGAACGAAUAUCCAACGAAGUGUCAAAUCUUGUGAAGAGAUGCGAGAAUUCAAUCCACCAGGUCAAGACCCGUGGAACUGCUCUUGCCUCCGAGAAGGAUAGAGAGUUGAGGCAGAACAUGCAGCGGAAUCUCGCUACUCAGCUUCAACAGCUCUCGCAGCACUUUCGGCAGUCCCAGAAGGAUUACCUGAAUGACAUCAGAAAUCGCCAGAAGGGAGGCCUGAUAGACGAUGUUGCGAAAGGAAGCAUGCCCGACGCCGACAUAGGUUUCACCGAUGGCCAGCUCCAGGACUUGCAAGAGAUGGAGCAAAGUGCGACCGUGAGGAAUGAAGAAAUCAACAAAAUCGCGGCCUCCAUCACGGAUCUACAUACAAUUUUCAAGGAGCUUGCGGUGCUGGUCAUCGACCAGGGAUCCAUCCUUGACCGCAUUGACUACAACAUUGAGCAGGUUGUCCACCAGAGCGCAGAAGCAAACAAGCAGCUUCGAAAGGCAGAAGAAAGCCAAAAAAGCAAUCGGGCCAUGAACUGCAUCUACUUCCUGGUCAUUGUCAAUCUUGUCUUGAUUAUUUUGCUGAUUCUGAAGGCCAGACACUAG